UCCCACUAGAAAGCGAGCUUGAGGUGAUGGGCUUGCUGGGGAUGCAUUAUCAUUACCGAUAUCGUUCGUAAUGGCAAUAGGGGGACUUUGGUCAACAAUAAUGCCUCAGGCUGCUAGUUAUCACGGGAAGAUAACAGAAACUUGUGGAUUACCGGGAAGGGAAACGGAUGCAACGGCAUUGAUGCUCCAUCCCACCAGCGGGGCAGCUUUUCUUUCAAUUAGCUUAGGAUUUCGGUGGAGGGAUCUAUCAUAGCAUUAAGAGAAAGAAGUUAAUUAAAACAACAAAGGUGGAGAAGGGUAAGAAAGGUGUGGAUAGGUUUUGUACCCUCUCAGGAUUUGUUUAUUAUACCUGAACUGCAAGACUAAAUAGUGAACUGCAGUUUUGUAAAUACAAUGGGGAUUCUCUGCCUUUCUGGUUACUGUUUAAGAUUGAUCGUAUGCAGGGCGUUGCACAAUCAGAUUAACUACUCAAGGACAAAAGAGAUUAGGGGCUAACGCAUCUGAAAUAUUGGCAGGAUAUAGUUACCUUAAUCCGUCGCGCCUCAGUCCAUUGGUUAAUUUGGCGGAUGACUCGAAUCCAGAGAAUGAAGCUGGAGAAAACAUCCAAGGGCAAGAUGCAUCACAAUCCAACCAAGUUCAGGCUUUCCGAACGCAGAGUGACAUAGACAACGGCGAAUAUCAUCUGCCACGUUGAUAUAAUCGUUUGGUGAAAGGAAGAUUUGUGGCACGAAGCGUACCUGUACGAGGCCAAAUCAGGAAAUCAUCCCCGGCCAGGGGGGCCUUACAGGAGUUAUCAAGCAUGGUACUAUUUUUUAUGUCGGGCUCUUGUAGAGCCGUUUCCAAGCGAGGGAUUGGUGGGAUGCAUUGGGAGGAGGGGAAGAGGGGAAGAGGAGUUCUAACGUCUGCCUUCAGAAGUUUCCUCAGGAGUGUAUGGAGAGGAUUGUUUUGAGACCUAGAAUGCUUGUCUGAGAUAUUUAUGCAAUGGCAUCGGGCGGGUACGUCGACCACCUCAUUUGAUCCCCUGCUCAUUGGAAGAAUAGGUGUUCAUGAGUAGCCACUGAGCUGGAACUUGCGUUGAAAUGCACAUAUCUGCUGGUCGUUAGGUCCAACUCGCCAUUUCUUGUCUUGUUUGUGUCCCCCUUGGGGCAGCGUUAAGUUUGGAUGGAAUGGGAAGUUGUUGCGAGCCGAUAUGACAAAAAUGAUAAAUUAAAUGGCUUUGACCUGAAAAGCGGCUUAUUGUUGAGCAAAACGGGAUUUCUAACUGGCUCAACUGAUUAUUUUCAAUCAUCGAUAGCCAGACGAUGUCAUGAUUCUGAUUCCAUUGACAUGGGUUUUACUGGAGCCUCCCCUUUAGAUCGUGGAGGCCCAGACCUAACCAUGGUUUAUUCCACAAUAGUGUUUCCUGUACUGCACGCUCUGUUUCAAAUUGAGCUAUUAUAUAUAAUAACUGCCUUUCUCUGCACAUAUUAGUCGCAGGUCCCCUGUCGGGAAUCGGGCACUUGUAGUAGACAUUUGGGCGAUUUGUCUGAUUGUAAGGGCCCCAAGGCAUGGAUUAUUUAUAGAAAGAAAGGACCCUAGCAAUUUUGAUUCAUCCUAUCCAUGCCUUUGGGUGGCAACUAUAUCGAAUAUGGAAAUUCCCAAGAGAACGUCCGGAGAAUGGAGUUGGGAUCUUCAAUUGCCAUGUAUCUGAUGCGGGCUAGUAUCGACGGCCAGAAGUUAAUAUCGCCCUAAGCCUGACGUAUAUGCGGAAGCCCACCAGCAAUAUCAGGCCUCAAACUGCAACCCAUGAGGCAUCCAAUCGCGAGCGACGCCAAGUAGGAUUGGCCAAUCGUUCAACCAUCCAGGUCACGGGGUCAGGGCAUUGAUCUCACGUCGCUCGGCGCCACACCGUCCGCAUUCUUUCUUCUCUCUGCUUCGCUUCUCUGUUCCCAAUCUCCACUUUCUCGGGUGCUUUGACUGCACUGCAUCGCUUCGUCGUCUCCCUUUGGCCCAAGGGUUCGAGUAUAGUAUGAGCUAGAAUGACUGGCCUCACCCAGCCACUAUCGAUUCUAAAGCCCGCUAUAUCCCAGCGGGUUGAUGGUCGCGUUGCUCCAACAAUGACCCAGUUGCCCAGUGGCCCAGUAUCCUGCACAGCUCCGCUCCAUCAAUAGCCCAAACAUCCAGGAACAGCUCCGCUCACGUACUCCAAUCUGCCCCGCCAGAUUCAUGCGGAAAGCCGUGAAUGGGAAUUUCCCCCUCAUGGACGCAGAAUGGGUAUGAUGUGAUAUGUAAUGUAUGUAUGUACAUACAUACUUGUACAUGUACAUGUACUUAGUACUACUGUACAAGUCGAUGACUGGGGCCAGGCUAGGCCCGGCGGAACGCUGCAAUCCCCUCCGCCUUGCUCCGGCCGGAGCCAAUUGCUGGAAACGUUGGGCAGAAACCUAAGGUCAUUUCCAGGCAAGAAAAAUUUACCAUGCCACUUGGCUUGCACGGCAUUGUGAGGCAUCGCCUUACCUGACAUUUCUGGCCUCUCCUCAUUGCAACUUACUUCCUAAGCCUUGUGUUAAAUUAAUCCAUUGGAUAGUUAGAGUACUUCCGUCGUUAUUUAAAUCAUUUCUACCAUUUAAUUGGAAGACAUGAAUGUCGUUCUUGCCUCCUAGACUUCCCACAACACUUGUUUUGUCUUGUUUUCUUACUAUUUCUAGUUUAUGAGUUUUUUUUCUUUUUUUCCUUUUUUUUCUUUUUUUUUUUCGUUCUCCUUAUUUUCGGUCCCCAUAUCCGGUAACGAAUUAUGCUUACAACAUCGUGCAUACCUCCGGCUUUCGGGCUUGCAUCAGCAACCCACUCUCGUGCGGUUGGUACACAUCCGUGAAUUCAACCAAAAUCCCGUCAUAUCGUGAGACGUGGCCCAAUGGCAUAUAAAAUGCCUACGAAUUGGUCGAUGAAUUUGCCUUCCACCCAGCUGCCUGUGAGUAUGUCUUCCUAGGGCUUCCACCAUAGCUCCCAAUGGAAGAUACCCCCUGCGUCAUCUGCGAGGGCAGUUCGACAUGUGCUUUGUUGCAUUCCUGUUUCCUAUUACAUCGCCUCCUUCGCUGUUCCUUGCCAGCUUCAUCCUCUCAUAUCUUAAACUUCUUUGGCCUUGUCACUGUGUGUCACUCUCUUUGACGACUCGUUUGCUUUUCUCACCCCUCACCUUUCUACACUUUUAAAUCAGCGAAUGCCCCCGCCAGCGCCCAGUGCCUUCUCGAUAUUCUGAUAGAUCAUUCGCCAGUUGAAUAUGGCAAAGAAAAAGAAGGCUAAGAAACAAAACAAUAACCCUCCUCCCAGCUUCACGAAACCCUCUAUUACGAGUGACAACGAUAUCGACACCAAUUCAUCUGUAGACAGUGCUUCCCCGGUGGCUGCGACUUUACAAGAUGUCAAAGCCUCCGUUCGAGAUAAGGGUCAGGAUGAUCCACCAAUUACUGACCCAAGUGAACCUGUUUCAUCCCCUGUCGAAGCCUCACUAGCCGAGCUCUCGAACGAUGUAGUUGACAAGCAGGAGGAAGCAAAGGAAGAGACGGUAGAGAAAUUGGAGAAAGAACUGCGUGAGGACGAAUUCGCUGAAGAUGGGACAGAGGGGAAAACAGAGGAAGCUUCGAUUGAAGGUGGCGGCGAUCGCAAGGAGGAUAUACCAGAUGAAAAUAAACAAGAGGAGAAUGGAAAUGGGGUAACCGCGAGCGAGGACGUCAGUCCUUUGGCUGAUGCCAGAAGUCCAGAAGACGUUGAACCCGAAUCGCCCAAGGCCCCAGAGAAUGAGCAAGUUGAUGCUCCCGGGGAAACUUCCCCAGAUAUCCCCGAGGCCUGUGAUAACGAAGAUGAUACAGUUUUCCCAGAUGUCGAUCCCGAAGCUGAGGUCGACCAGGUGAAGGCAGAGAGGGAGGCUGAGGCUAAUGUUGAUGACGAUGAUUAUGAUGAAAACAUCGUAUUGGGCCAUUGUCUUGAAGAAACAGAAGAGCCUGUUAAUGAACCCAAUGAAGGAGACGAAGCAGCCGCUAAUGAACCUGAUGCACCUGGUGCGGAGGCGCCCGGACCGGAUGAUGCCAUAAAAGCCGACGAACAGGAUUCAGAAUUGCACGAGGCAGACAAUCCUGUUGAAGUUGUAUCUCCCAACUUAGAAGCACAAAGCGACCCUGAAGAAUCUCCAGCUGUUGAGCCGACUGGAGAUCCACAGGUUGAAGAUAGCCCAGAGGUCCCAAAUGUCGAAGAUGCUGUGAAUACCCCGGCUUCUGUAGAUGAGCACGCUGCGAAGGAUCCUGGGGAUGAAGAGCCUAACCCUCCAAAAGAAAUGCCAACUGAAGAUACAUCAGUCGAAGAAAGAUGUCGUACAGAAGAGGAACCAACUGAUAAGUCAACUCAAGAGCCACUAGCGGAGGACACACCAGAAGAAGAACCUUCCAGCGCAGAUGAGCCGGCCCCAGCGGAAGUGCCGCCUAGUGACGAUACACGUACGGGUGAUUCUCCCCCCGAAGAAGCACCAGCCGAAGAGCCCGCUUCACCAGAAGAACCAGCUCCUGAAGACCCCUCUUCUGAGGAACCUAUCCCAACAGUAGAGCCUACAGCCGAGGAACCAGCCGCCGGGACCCCGCCCAUCGAAGAGCCCGCCGUAGUAGAAGAAUCGCUCCUGGAAGAAACGGCAACAGGCGAUGCCCCUCAUGGAGGAGCUUCUGUUGAUAAUCCGCCUGUCGAAGAGCCCUCUACCGAGGGUGCAGACGCUGAGAACGCCCCUGCUGAGGACCCUUCUCUGGAAGAGCCGACUCCGUUGGAAGAUGCUCCUAAAGAAGAAGUAAUUGUGGAGGAACCAGCUACAGAGGAGGCAUCACAGGCGGAUGAUCCUCCAGACUCAAACACUCCGCCAGAUGAACCGACUCUAGAGCUAGCUGUUAACGAGGAGCCUCCCAUUCCGGAAGUAUCAGCGCCUACGGAAAUCCCUACUCAGAACGUUCCACCAGACCAGUUACCCGCUGACGAAUCGGUUGCUGAAAUUGCUCGUGGAAAUAUUGAUGAAGAAGUCAUAAUCGACUCUCCGGCGGGAGAAUCAGCAGAGGGUGUCACAUCAUCGAAGGCAAGACGGAGAAAACGUCGACAUCGCUCGCAAUGGGAGCGUGAGAGGCGAGGAUCGAAGAGCUCCUCUGACAGUUAUGCUCUCCGUCGUCAGAAGGGCGAACAAACGGUUUUUGCCAAUCCAAUGUCGGAAGCACUUGGCGAAGCAAAGAAACAGAGGUUGUCAAGGUUAAGUUCGAAUGAGGAUCGAGCCGAGCGACAUAGAAGGGAAAGUCGCAGAUAUAGCGAAGGACGGGCCAGGAGGGGGAGCGCCGCAAAGGAUUCAUUUGAUGCAAGUCGCCAUUCGAGUUCCUCUCGAAGCAGAAGAGAGUCGACCUCAUUUACCCUGUCAGGCAUAUCCGCCAAACCAGUUGCACUACUAAAGCUUAUGACCAAUGGAGAAUCCAAAUCCAAUGGACCCCUGCUCAAGCUCAACGUAAACGACCAGUACGAGAGAAGAUCAUCUACAUCCCGUCCAUCGGACUCCUCGAGCAGUUCCCGCCCCCACUCCAAUUCCCACUCACAUCGCAGACAUCGACAACAUGGCGAGAAGGAGUCGAGGAGUCGCGAGCAUAGGUCACCAAGGGACUCGAGUGAUGAUGCCGAUGCUGAGAGGCGCAGGCGGGAACAUCGAAGAUCGAGAAGGGCUGAUGAUCUACUGGAAGAACGACCAAGGAGGAGGGAUAGCCAUUACGAAGGACGAAGACGAGAGCGACGCGACUCUGACAGAUAUCGUCACAACGGUCCUUUAGACAAACUGAAGGACAGGUUCAUGGGAAACCUCCGGACCGUCCUUGCCGCUGCUGGAUAAACAGCCUUAUUCUCUUACAUUCUACCCGUAUUUUGAUCCUUUACUAAAGCCCUUCUCACCCCCGUUCAGAGUUCAUUCCCGUUCUUGUCAUUUCUCAUUUCUACAAUAUUUUAUAUUUAAUAAUUUUUUAUGCGGACGGUUCGGCUUCCUUUCCUUGUUUUACAAUUUCGUCAUGUUUCCCUCCGUUUAUUCUAUUUGCAGGCUGGGAAGUAGGAUGAGCAUAUGUUGUGCAGAUAAUGGAUUGGAUCGUCUUUUCAUUCGAACUGUACAUUUUAGGCUUUUCCUUUCGUGGUUUCGCUUUAGCAUUUUGCAAGCGUUUUCAUAUCUUUGUCCUUUGGCUUGUGUGUUCGUCGUUUGCUAUUCCUUCCAUUUUGACAACCCCCAACCUUCAAUCACGUGACGUUCUUUGUGGGGCAGAUGCCUACCUCAAUAUGUGUAUAUAUUUAUCCCCUAUCCUCCCUCUCCCUCUUCCCCCCCGCCCCCCCUUCCUUUUUUCCUUACUUCACAUAUUUCACUUCUUGUACUUAUCCACCUUGGUGUAUCAAAUACUUCCCCUUGCUUCACUUCCUCCUGUCUGUCUUUCUUACUUCUCUCGCACCAAAAGUUUGGGCUAUGGCUUUCUGCCAUUCCCCGUUGGUGGAUUUUAUGGCCAUUUGAAAUUUAUAACCAUAGCUUCGAAUUCUCAUUUAAAGGUGUUCCAUCCGUGAAAUAAGUCAAAUCCAAUAUCUCCCAUCAUCUCCUUUGCCUUGCAGCCGCUCUCUUCAGUGAAGUGCAUAGUUUGAGCGUCCGCCCCUAUGGAGCAUAUGAGAACCUUAUCCUAACGAGCCCCCGAAGGUUUGCUUGGAACUGCUCCUUCAGGCGAUUGCGCGAGGAGGGCCGCGGUGAAAAGAACGAAAAAUCACUCCAUACUUUGCCAUGUGAAAUGUAGAUUAAAUCUAGUGAUCUUCGAGAUCACUGAGUAGGUGACAGAUGGGCACAUGACAU
Molecule: messenger RNA, 6859 nt
Organism: Blastomyces gilchristii SLH14081
Lineage: Eukaryota; Fungi; Ascomycota; Eurotiomycetes; Onygenales; Ajellomycetaceae
Exons: 5
Coding region: 3260-5875 (871 amino acids)
Source: RefSeq, a predicted model, not a curated record